AUGGAAGAAGCACUUCACGUGGGCAUGGAAGAACGCGUGCUUGGCUGGCCCUAUCCAGUGUUUGAGGGGUCUCUACAGUCUAGGAGAUUUCUCAUCGUGGGCGAACAGCCCCAGAGGACCAGCCAAGCCUCAGAUACCUGCAGAGCCAGGCCAGCGCCAGAGAUGGCAUUGCCAGGGUCCAGCCCAUUACCCACGGAGGAACCAUCUCUGGCCAGUCUGUUCGCCCAGGUGGACCUGUGUCUGGGCUGCUCCCGCUGCACCCAGCCUGUUAAUGAGAGUACCUACCUCCUGCGCAGGGUGGAGCACACCUGCCCUUGUGAGAUCCUGCUGGCCCGCUUCAAGCCUGCCGCCAAGAGCAGCCUCUGGCGCAAGGUGGACCGCCCUCCCACCUUCCCGCGGCCAGCGCGCUACACGAUCUGCCGCUACUACAGCCCAGGGCUCGGCUGCCGGCGCCACCAUAACCAGUGCACCUUUGCUAGGAGUCCCGAGGAAGCGCUGGUCUGGAUCUUUGAGCGCGAGCACAACGUCAGCCAUCUGUGGCUGAAGACCCAGGUGCAGGGAGGGGGCGCCCAGCGCUCCGUGGCCGAUGCCAUCCGCGCGGAGUUUGGGGGCCACUUCCUGCAUCUCUGCGCUCCUUGCUUCCGGCGCCGCCCCCCGCACCUCUGCCCAGUGGACUCCAGGGGCCGGUGCCCUCAGCAUGGAGACUGCCCUUCUCUCCUGGCCCACGUGAGCACGGAGGGCCGCCACAAGCAGCAAGUCGUGGAAGUGCGGGAACAUCGCUCAACCCGCCAGCGGCAGGCCUGCUGCAAGUUUGUGGGGCUAGGGUGGCCCUGCCGCCAGGGAGCGUCCCGUUGCCACGACGCCCACAGCACAGUGGAGAUGGCCGUGUGGAGGGCGGAGGAGAGGAGGUUCCACCGGGAGGACCUGCUCAAACCCUCUGCCCUCAUGGAGGACUGGCACACAGACCCCCAGGGCCAGUCCUCUGAGGUCCGGCUGUACUGCCAUGCCUGCCUGGUCACCUGCUGCUCCCAGGAGGCCUUCGAGAACCACUGCUUCUCCCUGGAGCAUGCACAGAUGCUGGCCUUAGACUCCUGGGCGGUGCCCAGGAAGCACCGCAGCCCACCUGCUGGGCUCUCCACGCUGGAGCGCUGCCCAAGGCCUGACCUCUGUGAAUUUGGGGACAUGUGCACCAAGGCACAUUCAGAACCGGAGCUGCAGGAGUGGACCCAGCGGGCCAGGACCGUGGCGCUGAGGGAGCAGGCAGCCUGGAGGGAUGGGCUGGUGCCUUACCAGGCGCGGCUGUUGGCUGAGUACCAGCGGAGCAGCAGUCAGGUCCUGGUGCUGGCUGAGACCCUUGACGGCGUGUCUAUCCAUUGCGACCAGCCCCUGGUGCAUCAGGCCCAGGAGAAGCAAAUGCAGCACAGCUGGACAUUCACCAUCCACUCUGAGGCGCCCCUGCUGCAUGUGGCUCUGCUCAAGCAGGAGCCAGGAUCUGACUUCUCACUGGUGGCCCCUGGCCUCCCCCAGGGCCAGGUCUUUGCGCUGGGGGAGCGCUUCUGCCUGCCGGGCUCCCCAGCCCAGUUCCAGGUGGUGGUGCAUGUGCAAAGUACUUGCUUUGGCACAUUCGAGCAAUGGCUGGUCUUCGACUUUGGCCGCCGGCCGGCGCUGCUGAGGAAGCUGGAACUGCAGCUGGGCUCUGUGCACUGCCCGGAGCUCCGGGGGCCACCAGCGCCUGGCCACCCCGAGGAGCUGGAGCGCUGGCACACCCGCAACCGCCUCGUGGUGCCUGGCGUGGAGAGGACAGCCAAGUGGGAAGCCCUGAUGGCCAAGUAUAAGUUGCCUGCUCUGAUGCUGGAGUCCUGUCCUGGCAGCCCCAGCCUGUGUCCCAUCUCCCCCACCAACUAUCGUCAGAGGCUGCACCAGCGUCUCUACCAGGAGGAGGCUGCUCAGCAGCAGCUGGUGGCCAAGCUGAACUUUCGGGUCCCAGUGUCCCUGAAGACGGCGCUGGAGAUGCCAGCCCUGGGCACACUCUUCCCACCAUCAGGAGCCCUGUACGGAGAGGUCCCCAUACCCCACUCCCUGGCACUAGCCACGGACCAGGGCUUUCUGCUGGGCCGAAUGGUCAGCACGGCCCUUGUGGCCCCUGUGCCUGGGCCUGACCUCAGAGUGUUCGAGGUGCCCGUGGAGACUCGGGCCAGCUCGGAGCAGGCACUGUGGCUGCUACUGCCCACUCACUGCUGCACGGCCCUGGGGCUGCAGCCUGAGACCAGGAGGAUCUUGGAAGUCCAGUUCCAGCUGGACCCGCUGGCCUUCCCCCGCUGGCACCAGGCAGUAGAUGCGCUGCCCGAAGAGUGGCUGGUGCUGCCGAACCUGUCAGCCUGUGCCCUGCCCUGCCCCUCGCCCAUUCUACCUGCUCCGCAAGGCAACAGCAGGCAGAAGCUGGUUAUGGCGAUCGUCGCAGGGACCAGUCCUGGGGACACGCGGCCUGUUGCCCCACUGCUUGUCUGUGGGCCCUUUGGUACAGGCAAGACCUAUGCACUGGCCAUGGCUUCUCUGGAGGUGAUCCGCCAGCCCGGCACCAAGGUGCUCAUCUGUACACACACCAACAGCACGGCAGACAGCUACAUCGCGGAGUAUUUCCACCCCUACACCAGCAGGGGUCACCCUGAGGCCAUUCCUCUCCGGGUGAUGGACCCGACCUGCCCGCCAAGACAGACAGACGCGGUCACGCUGCGGUACUGCUGCCUGACUGAAGACCGCCAGGCCUUCCGUCCGCCGACCCGGGCUGAGCUGGAGCAGCACCGCGUCGUGGUAGCCAGCGCAACCCAGGCCCGCGGGCUCAGGGUGCCCGCAGGCUUCUUCUCGCACAUCUUCAUCGACGAGGCGGCUCAGAUGCUAGAGUGGGAGGCGCUCACCCCGCUGCGCUACGCCACGCCCGGCACCCGCGUGGUGCUGGCCGGCGACCACAUGCGGGUGGCGCCCAGGCUCUUCAGCGCUGCCGCGGGCCGGAUCGCGGGACCCACGCUGCUGCACCGCCUCCUGCAGCACUUUCGGGAGCAGGCGCCCGCCGUGGCCCAGAGGAGCUGCGUUAUCUUAUGCAAGAACUACCGCUCCACCGAGGCCAUCGUCCGCUUUGUUUCCCGCCACUUCUCCAUGGCCUCGGGCAGCCGUCCCCACGCCAGCGGCAAGAUCCCCCCCCACCCGCACCGCUACCCGCUCCUCUUCUGCCACGCGGCGGGUGUCCCUGAGCAGGACGUGUCAAUGACAAGUUGGCUGAAUGCAGCCGAGGUUGUGCAGGUCGUGGAGAAGGUGCAGGAGGUGUAUAACACCUGGCCCCACUGCUGGGGCCUCCGGGAGCAGAAGGACAUCUGUGUGGUGUCCUGCGGUGCCCAGGUGAGCGCACUGAGGCAGGAGCUGAGGAAGAGGGACCUGGGCCAGGUGUCUGUGUGCAGCUUUGAAAUCUUGCCAGGGCGAGCGUUCCGGGUGGUGGUGCUGAGCACGGUACACAACCACCGCAGCCUGCUGAGCCAGAGGGCACCUGCCCCGGAGUUCUUCACGGACGCCUGUGUGCUCCACACCGUCAUGACCCACGCCCAGUCCCAGGUGGUGGCCGUGGGUGACGCCGUGGCCCUCUGCUCCUUUGGGACCUGCAGCCGGCUCUGGAAGGGCUUCAUCCGCGAGUGUGUGGCACAUCAGAGCAUCUGCCCCGAGGGCCUGUCUCUGGAGCAGAUCCAGCAGAGCGUGGUCUGGAGGCAGCGCUGGGCCCAACAGGCAGAGCGAUGUGUGGCAGCGGGGAGUGGCCACCCUCUUCCAAAGGAAGGGGCAUCGGGGGACAGAGCCAUGGUGUGGAGAGGGGUGGAGAGCGAGGACCCUGAGGACUUUUGGCCUUCUGGGGAACUCCACUCCGAUGACGACAUCCUGCAGGAGCUCCUGGAUGGGAGCCGGAGAGUGACGCUGGCCCUCCGGGAGGACGGGCUGCUGGGAACCUUCUCCAGGCCCUUGUCCCCAUGUCCUUCUCGGCAGUACGUAAACCUGCCCCCUGCCAAGCUGCAGACGUUUUUCCAAAGGUAUGCCCCUCACUGUCCCUCCAGGACCUAUUACCGCUGCACCUUCCAGCAGGAGACUCUGGAUUCGGCCACUGCCCUACCGCUGGAGGAUGGAUACUACGGUCCCAUCCAGGUCAAGGGCCGCCAGCACUGCGGAAUGGCCUUCCCGGGGGACGAGGUGAUGGUGAAGGUCAUCAAACCGGGUCACCACCCGCUGCCGCUGGGCAGCGUGCUGAGCGUGCUCCAAAGGGCGCCCUGCAAGCUGGUCUUUGUGUGCCGCGCGGACGAGUGGGACCCCUGCCUCGUGGCCCCCAUCAAUGGCUCUGUGACCAAGAUCUUUGUGCCUGGGCUGAAGGACCGGCUGCGGGUGCCCGUCCACCGCCUCCUCCAGGGCCGCGUGCAGCGUGUGGGGUAUGAGCAGCUCUCCGCAGAGGCCCGUCGCCACUGGUUCUUCCGGGUGCGCGUCAUCCUGUGGCGUGAGCGCUUCUACUACCCACUGGGCGUCAUCCUGAAAGUGUUGCCUGAGGCCACCACCUGGGAGCAGGGGCUCCGGAUUCUGCGGCUGGAGUAUGGGCUUAAGGGAGCCUCACCCGACCCAGCCUCCGUCUACAAGGCGCUGCAGAUGUAUCAGAAGGAGCUCAGCCGGGUGCCCGGCUGCCGCGAGGACUGCCGUAGCUUCCCGACCUUCACCGUUGACCCCCAGGGUGCCUUCGACCUGGACGACGCCCUCAGUGUCCGAGACCUGGGCUCCAUGUAUGAGGUGGCGGUGCACAUCGCCGACGUAGCCAGCUGUGUGCCUAGGGACGGAGCUCUGGACUUGGAGGCCCGCAGGCGGGGCAGCACACUCUAUGCCCCCGGCCAGGAGCCAGUGCAUAUGCUGCCAGCCGUCCUCUCCCAGGAUGCGUUCAGCCUUCUGCCCGGCAGGGACCGCUUGACCAUCUCCCUGUUCCUGACGGUGGAGAAGGGCAGCGACCAGCUCAAGAGUCUGCGCUUUGCGCCCUCCGUGAUCCGCUCCGACCGCCAGAUGUCCUACGAAGAGGCGGAGCAGGUCAUCAGGUCGCACCCGCGUGCCGGCUGCGAGCUGCCCGCCCGCCUGGAUUCCCUGGACGCCUGCGUGGCGGCCGCGUACCACUUCUCCCGGGUGCUGCGCCGGCGCCGCCUGCACGACGGCUGCCAUUAUGAGCAGCCGGACGAAGACAGCGCGCUGGGCUUCCGUGAGGCCCGCAUCAUGAUCAAGGAGUACAUGGUCCAGUACAACAGCCUGGUGGCCGCGUUCCUGGUGGCCGAUGGGCCCACGGAGAGGGACACGCCGCUGCGGUGGCAGCUCGCACCCAGCAACCACAAGUUCGCAGCCAUGUGGAAGAAGCACGGGAAAUUGGUGCCCCUGUCCCUGCAGCUCAGCCACCUCAGACGGGACCGCCACUCCGAGGUUACGCCGGGCCUGCAGCUCCACCUCCUGGCCUCCGUCUGGAAGUGCAUCCAGCUGGCGGCCCACAGCCGGGACUUCACCCGGCUGGCAGACCUCAUUACCACGGACGACGUGCACCCCUCGCUGGCUGUCGCCAGCCUCGACUGGCGCAAGGGCCUGGGCCGUGCUGGCUUCGGCCCCUCCAGUGUGAGCAGGGAACAGGCGAACACCCACUUCGCCCUGGAGGCGGAGUGGUACACGUGGGCGACCUCACCCAUCCGCAGGUACGUGGACGUGGUGCUGCAGCGGCAGAUCCUGCGGGCGCUGGGCCUGGGAGGCUCUGCCUACUCCCACGGCGACGUUAUCAGGCUCUGCCAUUACUUCACCCGCCAGCACGUGCGCUCCCGGAGGUACGAACGCCGCGUCCGCAACCUGCACCUGGGCGCGCGGCUCAAGACCCAACCGCAAAGCAAGCUGGGCUUCGUGGCGGCGGUGGAGGCGGGCGCCGGCUGCUUCAAGCUGUUCUUCCCAGCCAACCCCGACACCCUCCCGGACCCCUGCCCUGUCUUCUACACCUCCCUGCAGCUGGCCGAGGACCCCCGUCCACUGGAGAGACCGGCGCGAAGGCGGCUCGUGUGGCGGCGCCGCAUCUACUCAGUGCAGGCGGCGGGGUCGUGCUCCCCACUGCCUGGCACCCUGCUCGACCCACACACCCGGCCGGUGGAUGGUGCUCUGUGGCAGCGGCUGCUGGGGCUGGUGAAGGAACAGCGCUUGCCGGAGGCGGCUGCCCUGGUUCGGGAGCAGGGCACCGCGGAGCCCCGGCGGCGGGAGCUGGGGCAGGUGCAGCGGAGCCAAUGCGGACACUUCGUGGAGGUGGCCCGGGAACUGGGCUGCGAGGACGCGCUGCAAGUGCAGUUCAGUGCCACCCUGCAGCGUGGGUUCCUGGCACCGGCCCUGCAGCUGUGGACCGUGGCGCCGGGUUUCUGCCUUUGCCUGGAGCACGUGGAACGGCCAGGGGACUGCUUCUCCCGCUGUGUGCCCCAGGCGGGGCGGGACCAGUACCAUGACCUGGACGAAUACGCCCGCGUAUGGGAGCCGUUCUGCUCCCUGGAGUCGGCCACAAACGCGGUAGUGGCGAGCGACUCCGUGAUUUUGCAGGAUGUGGCCAUAUCCUGGGAUGCGGAGCGGACGCCUCAGGGGCAGCUUCGGGGAGGCACCUUCUGCCUGGAGGCAGCCUUCCUCCUCGAGCACGGUAUCGACAUCAGCUUCGGCCACUGCUAUCUGUGCAUUCGGCUCGAGGGGCUGCCAGCCAUGCCAAGCUCGCGAGGCAACCUGUUCUGUGGGCCCAGCGAUGGCCACCCUGGCAUGAACUUUGACCCUGACACAUACACCUGGGUGGCCCACGGGCUGACGGAGGACCAGAACCACAAGCAGGGCUGGGCUGACAUGCAAGAGGCCCCUAUGUGGGUGCAUUUCUCCAUUCACCACGUGGCUGAGGACCCCGUUCCGGAAGAGGUGCUGAGACCCGGGGCCCGGUUCACCAUCGAGGUGCUGCCCAAGCAGCUUCCAGACCUCCGCAAGGAAGAAGCCGUGCAUCGGCUCCAGAGUGCGUCCCCACUGGUCAUCAGCAUCGCCUUGGGCCAGCCCAUACCCACGCCGCGCCAGCAGCUCCCCGGCAAUGGGUCCCCCAGCAGGUUUCUGGAUCAGCAAGCCUUUGACAUGCCUGGAGGCCUUCACAAGCUGAACCCCAGCCAGAACACGGCUGUCCGGGAAGCUCUGAAGAAACAGUUUACGGUCAUCCAUGGCCCACCAGGCACUGGGAAGACGGUAGUGGGCCUCCACAUAGCCUAUUGGCUCUGUCAGUCAAAUGAGCAGGCGGCAGCCCGCGGCCCCCAUGGUGGGGAUGAGCAGAUGGGGGGCCCCUGCCUCUUGUUGUGCAGUCCCUCCAGCAAGUCGGUGGAUGUCCUUGCAGAACUGCUUCUGAGCAGGAGGGCAGAGCUGAAGCCCCUUCGUGUGUACGGUGAGCAGGCCGAGGCCACUGAAUUCCCGGUACCUGGUGUGAGCAGCUGGGCACCCCCCAAGAAGACCCCUCAGGAGGAGAGGCCCAACCAGACCCUCAGGAGCAUCACCCUGCAUCACCGGAUUCGGCAGGCGUCCAACCCCUAUGCAGCCGACAUCAGGGCCUUUGAUGCCCGGCUACAGAAUGGGGAGACUUUCUCCCAGGAUGAUCUCAGAUGGUACAGGAAGGUCCUGCAGGAGGCUCGGAAGUUCGAGGUGGAUCGGCACAGAGUCCUCCUGUGCACAUGCUCCUGCGCCGCCUCCGCCAGCCUCAGGGACGUAAACAUCCGGCAGAUCCUCGUGGACGAGGCGGGCUUGGCCUCGGAGCCUGAGACCCUCAUUCCCCUGGUGAGCUUCUCCCAAGUCGAGAAGGUGGUUCUUCUUGGGGACCACAAGCAGCUGCGGCCUGUGGUCAAGAGUGAGCAGCUGCAAAACCUGGGGCUGGACCGGUCUCUGCUCCAGAGGUAUCGCAGGGAUGCCUCUAUGCUGGACCUACAGUACUGUGUGCACGAAAGCAUCUGUGCUUUCCCCUCCAUGGAAUUCUACAAAAAGAAACUAAAGACGUGGCAGGGCCUGAGGCUGCCGCCCAGCAUUCUGGGCUAUGGUAAAGAGAACUGCUCUGUCAUCUUUGGCGAUGUGCAGAGCCCCGAGGAAAGCCUGGUGGUGUCUACAGAGGAAGGGAGGGAGAAUUCCAAGGUCAACAAAGAGCAGGCAGCAUUGGUGGUCUGCCUGGCCAAACAGCUGGUUAGCGGAAGGGUGGACCCCAAGGACAUGGCCAUCCUCACGCCCUACCACGCCCAGGUGCUGGAGAUCAGCAAGAGACUUGAGGAGGCACGCGUCGCCGGGGUGACCGUGUGCUCCAUCACCAAGAGCCAGGGGAGACAGUGGCGCUACGUGCUGGUGAGCACCGUCCGCACCUGCCAGGAGAGCGACCUGGAUCUGCGGCCGACGAAGAGCUGGCUGCAAAAAUCCCUGGGCUUCCUCGUGGACCCCAACCAAGUGAACGUGGCUCUCACCCGGGCGCAGGAGGGGCUCUGGGUCGUCGGAGACCGACUGCUCCUGCGCUGCUGCCCUCUCUGGAGCCGGUUCCUGGAUUUCUGUGAGGCCCAGAAGAGCAUCGUACCCGCCUGCCAUGUGCAGGUCCAGAGGGAGAUCGUGGCUUCUUCAACCCUCACUCACGCACCGCUCUCAAGGUGCCAGGACGACGAGGAAGAGUCCUUCCAGACGCCACCUUGAGAUUUCACGUGCCUUCAGAGGUCACUGCGGGCCACCACCUCCCAGCAACCCCCAUCCCCUGCGCCUGCCUGAGAGAGCUGGGUCGCGGGCUGACCAGCGCCACGCCCAGGGACCACCUUGCUGAAUCUCAGCUUUGCGGAGGGGGUAGAGCAGGCCAGGCCUCACCCACUGUGCAAAUCUGGGAGAAGAGAGGAAUGGUCUAGAUCCCCACCCUCACGCUGUGCUGCUGUGCUGGGACAUUUGGUGACAGAGAGCAUCUUGGGGGUGGGGGCGGCCUGGACCAGCAGGACACCUGGCCUCACUGAGAAGGGGAUCCUGUAGGGCUACUCUGUGGUCUCUUGGCCUGCCCUGCCCUUACUGCGUGUUGUCUGUGGGCUUCCUUUCAUUUAUUUAUCUAUUUAUUCAUGUUUGGUUGCACAUGGAUGUUCCUGGGCCAGGGAUGGAACCUCAGCCACAGCAGUCACAACAUAGGAUCCUUAACCUGCUGAGCCCCAGGGAACUCCCAUUUAAAAACUUAAAAAAAAAAUUAAGAAGUUUAAAUACACCAGAUGCCAGUGUCUUUUACUGAAACACUUUCCUCAGCUCCAACUCAAGGCAAGGAGGCCUCCCUGGAAGAGAGGGCUGUUUCUCUGCCACCACUGCCCCAGGAGGCUGUCCUGUGGUCCACCCUGAACUCUGCAGCCAUCUUGCAAACUCAGGCCAUCUGGAUGAAUGUGCACUUGUUUGCAGGUUUGAGGGCCUUCACCUGCCCCUCAGGGGGCAUUUGUGUCUUGUCUUUUCCGGAAACCUCUGUCCCGAUCCCUGCCUCUCCUUCGAGGCAGCUCUGACCCUGGAAAACUGCUCUCAGGGCAACUCCACUGUGCCUGAGUGUGUGGCGGCGGAGGGGGGGCGGCUGCUGUGAACAAGCCUGGGUGGGUGGCCUUGCG
Molecule: messenger RNA, 9674 nt
Organism: Sus scrofa (pig)
Lineage: Eukaryota; Metazoa; Chordata; Mammalia; Artiodactyla; Suidae
Gene: HELZ2
Product: helicase with zinc finger 2
Molecular function (GO): ATP hydrolysis activity; RNA nuclease activity; 5'-3' DNA helicase activity
Source: RefSeq, a predicted model, not a curated record